AUGGCUUCCACGUCGGUCGAUCUGGAUGUCUCCCCCAACCCCCGAACCCGGGAGGAGAACCAGGAACGUGCCUUUAUUGCGGCCUCGAGACGCAAGGACCGCAGCUUGGAUGCCCGUCUAGAAUCCGCCAACCGAGCCUCCCUGCUGCACAAGCAGCGCACGGGCAAGGCGCUCCUGAUCAGCCGGGAGAUUGUCGAAAAAGAGGCCAUGUACGAAGAAGUCGACGACCGAUACAAGGAAAAGCUCAACCGCAUGAUCCAGAUGCAGACCAUGUCGAUGAAGGAUGAUUUCCCCCACAGCCUCCUCACGUCGCUGCCCUUUCGUCCUGGCGGGCUGCAGCAACGGCGGGCCUCGAGUAUGACGCCGCGGGCGUCGAUGGAUGGGAUCCGCAAGAUGAGCCUGGACUUGUCCGGGCUGCGAGCCUCGGUGACGGAUGGUAUGCAUGGGAGCCCGAUGGCCAGUCCCAUGGGGAUGGGGCCGUCGUAUGUGAUGUCCCCCACUUUCGAUGCGAGCUCCCAGUCGCCAUCGUAUCCCAACGUGGUUCCCGCGUCGUCGGGUCCGCUGCCAUCCUACCUGGCGCCGGGCCAAGCGCCGGCGUCGACGUGGGCGUCGCAGACGAUCGGACCCCAGGCGGCGCGGGGGUCGUGGGCGGGCUUCCCCAUGCCCAUGGGCGACCUCACCAUGUCGGCGCCGCCGCGGCAGUUCAGGGACCGCAUGGGGUCGGCGCCCGUGAUCCCGGUGCAGGCCGUGCCAUCGGCCAGUGGGGCGCGCACGGCGUCGCAGCACUCGCGCAACCGCUCCGAACCCGGCCAGCCGCAGACGCUGGGCCGGACACCCCAUGUGGACAUGCUGCCUACGGAGCCGCUGCCCACGCCGGAGCUGUGCCCCACGCCCAGCACGCCGCACUCGCCGACAUCGGGGGCGAAGCAGGCGGACUUUCUCAACUGGGAGGGGCUGGACAAGGACGCCGAGGGCCUGGGGUUUUCGCAUGGGCUGUCGGAUGAGGACUUUGACAACUUCAACCAGUACGCGCUGAGCUUGAACAGUAACAGCGGACUGGCGGAUGAUUUCAAGAUUGACGAGCUGGUGGCGUUUGAUGAUUUUCCGGUCAGUGCAUAG
Molecule: messenger RNA, 1119 nt
Organism: Aspergillus terreus NIH2624
Lineage: Eukaryota; Fungi; Ascomycota; Eurotiomycetes; Eurotiales; Aspergillaceae
Exons: 2
Coding region: 1-1119 (372 amino acids)
Source: RefSeq, a predicted model, not a curated record